Messenger RNA from Cetraspora pellucida, 139 nucleotides. The record is from the annotation of a GenBank genome assembly. Lineage: Eukaryota; Fungi; Glomeromycota; Glomeromycetes; Diversisporales; Gigasporaceae.
GUUUUCACUUGGCGGCACCCAUAUAAUACGCAAUGUCCAAUGUCCAAUGCUUUUUGGUCCAAUGGAGUGGACUGGAUUGGACAUGGGUGGUCCAAUGUCCAUGUCCAAUGUCCGGGCCAACACUGGACUAGACUAUGAA